This is a messenger RNA of Dibothriocephalus latus, 297 nucleotides long. Lineage: Eukaryota; Metazoa; Platyhelminthes; Cestoda; Diphyllobothriidea; Diphyllobothriidae. The record is from the annotation of a GenBank genome assembly.
CCGCCCAAAGUAACACAGUUUCAACGGAAAGUAAUGAAGUUUGGUGAUAACUUCAACGCCACCUGCGUUGUCCAGGGAAAUCCUUUGCCGGAAGUUGCUUGGUUCAAGGGUGCUUACCCAAUAUCCACGGUAACGGAUGAUGCAAAUGUGCGCGUUCAAAUUGUUACCGUUGACAAGACAACCCGUCAUGCUAUUCUAGAGAUUACUGGACUCUUAAUUCUGGACAAUGGUGAUUACUCAUGCCGGGCAAGUAACACCCUCGGUACCGCCUCUUCCACUCUCCAGCUAAGAGAAUAA